AUGGAACAGAAGGAUUUGCGAGAGACGGAAGAAUGGGAGAGAGCUGGAGAGACAGAAGGCGCUGUGGUUGGAAGUCAAGAAGAAGGUCUUCAGGAAGGAGUACUGGAAGAAGAAGAAGAAGAACUGGAGGCAUUGUUGCUGGAAGCCCCUCUGAGUCCUGAGCAGAUAGGGAUGCUUUCAGAAAGUGAGGGCUGCCCAGGAAGAGAACUGAGGGACCAGGACCAAGAAAAUGGGAACAUAAGGGAGGCAGAGCCACACCACACGAAUAAUGCACAGAUCCCCAGUAUCUACAGAAGUCAAGUCCGGGCAGAGGAGCAACAGUGGAAGAGUCAGCUGAGAAGGCGCCAGGCCAAGGAGGCUUCCCAUGAUCCUCCGGGCUUUAUCAACCUUUUGGGGAUCUUGGAGCCCCCUCCUCCUCAACUUCCACCCCCCGCCAGCCGCAGGCCAGUGGAUAAGCCUUACCAUUGCACCGAGUGUGGGAAGAGCUUCUCGCAGAGCUCUGUGCUAAUCGAACACCAGAGAAUCCACACGGGGGAGAGGCCCUUUGUGUGCAAUGUGUGCGGGAAACGCUUCUCCCAAAGCUCUACGCUGAUGGGGCACCAGAGGAUCCACACUGGCGAGAAGCCCUUCACUUGCUUGGAGUGUGGGCGGGGCUUCACCCGCAGCUCUGCCUUGACCGAGCACCAGCGCACCCACACCGGGGAGACGCCCUUCUCAUGCCGGGAGUGCGGGAAGGCCUUCAGCCGCACCUCCAACCUGGUCAAGCACCUGCGCACCCACUCGGGUGAGAAGCCCUACUCUUGCACCCUCUGCGGGAAGCGCUUCUCCCUUAGUUCCAAUCUCCUCAAGCAUGAGCGCACCCACUCGGGGGAGAAGCCCUUCCCCUGCCCGCUCUGUGGGAAAUGCUUCAAGAAGAAGACCCACCUGGUGUCACACAACCGGGUGCACACUGGGGAGCGGCCCUACCGGUGCGAGGAGUGCGGGAAGUGCUUCUCUCAGAGCUCGUCCCUCAUCGAGCACCAGCGCAUCCACACCGGGGAGAAGCCCUACAAAUGCGCCCAGUGCGGCCGAGGAUUCUAUGUCAAUUCCAAACUGGUCAAGCACCAGAGAAUCCACACGGGCGAGAAACCAUAUGCCUGCUCUGCCUGUGGGAAGACCUUCCGGUACAAGCAGCAGUUCCCACGCCACCAAGCCCACGUCCACCCUGGGGAGGACCAUGUUUCUGUGCUCACUUUGGGCACCAGCGUUAAUAUGCUACUCGCAUAG
Molecule: messenger RNA, 1266 nt
Organism: Euleptes europaea (tarantolino)
Lineage: Eukaryota; Metazoa; Chordata; Lepidosauria; Squamata; Sphaerodactylidae
Product: zinc finger protein OZF-like
Exons: 2
Coding region: 1-1266 (421 amino acids)
Cellular component (GO): nucleus
Source: RefSeq, a predicted model, not a curated record